GUUCAAACAUCGGCGGGCAAAUGCAGCUGGGAUCCGGCGCGACCCGGCAGCGGCUGCCGCCGUAUUUGGCGCGCCUGCUGCUGCUGUGCGCCCUAGCGGCGAUCCUGCCGGUCCGGUCUGGUGCCGCGCGGGCAUUGCUAGCAGAGAAUAACUGUAGGCACUUGGAGACGAUGGACGACGGCCAUAGUUCAGAACUGGCUUGCUACUGCUACAUUCCACAUGGAAAGAUACAGUUGAAAAAUAUUUGGUCAACUAUUCAGGUGAAGAUAAGCAGCAGCGAAACAUUCGAGGUGAUGUCCAUCCCAGAGGAACGAAAUUGCCAAAGCUCUGAAAAUCUGCUUGCCUUUUUCAAGUGCCUGUUUAACAAUAUUUGGCAACCAGGCGUGUCUAAUGAAACCACAAUAUCAGUGAGCUUGUAUGGAGAGAAAACCUGUUUCUGGGUGCAGCCUAUGAACAAAACACCCUACACGGUACACACAAAACUAAACAUGUUGGAUUGGACACUCUUUCUGCUGUUUCUCACCGGCGUCCUUCUCUUUCAUUUUGCGCAUAAUCUGAGCAGGAGUAUCACAUUCUAUUAUUCUGCUGGAGUCACAUUCGGUGUCCUUGCCACUCUAGUCUUUCUUCUUUUGAUGCUUAGAAGAUUUAUUCCCAAGGUAAGCACUUUCUGGAUUUUAAUGAGCGGCUGCUGGUUUUCUUCCCUCUAUUUUUACACGUGGAAAGAGGAUUUGAAAUGGCUGUGGCACCACUGCACGCACUAUGUACUAGGGUAUUGCCUGAUAGUCGGAUCCAUCAGUUUUGGCUUUUGUUACAAGCAUGGGCCGCUCAAGAGUGAACAAAGUAUGAACCUUCUGAUGUGGACGCUACAAUUUAUAGGCUUGGUUUUUAUUUACGUUGGCAUUUCCAUUCCAGUGGUUGCCUAUACAGUCAUCGUCACCAUGCUGUGUUCAAAAAUCCUGCAUUAUCCUCUUAGAGUAUUCUGGUACAUUGGCAGAAAAGCCAGCCGGCUCUUCAAAUCAGGAAAGGUGGAGGUUCGCUACUUGACUGAAGAAGAGUAUCGGGAGCAGGGUGAACAGGAGACCCUCAAGGCCUUGGAGGACCUACGAACCUUCUGCCGUCACCCCGAUUUCCCCUCGUGGGUAGCAGUGGUGAAGCUGCAGUCGCCACAAAGAUUUGCAAAAUUUGUCCUGGGGCAUCCACACGUGUCGCCUGAAGAAGCGGCCGCCCACGACGAGCAGUACGGCUUGGGAGGGGCCGCCUUAGAAGAGCAACUUUUUAAUCCAGAGGCCGAGGCAGAGCCGGACCGCCAAACAGAGCCCUGUGAGGUGGAUGAAACCGCCAAGGAAGAGGAACAACUUAGGCAAAACUUUUUCAGUAAAGAAGUUCUCUGAGUCACACUGUCCGGAGGUAGUGAGGGAAACGCAGCACAGUUUUGCAAGUGGGCGAGAAUUCACAGAACGGACUUUGAAAGGUUCUGCUUUCUGAACUGCACUGCAGGGGGCAACCAAGAUUUUCCGAAGGAGUCUCUUGUGCCGCAUCAGGUCUCUCUCU
Molecule: messenger RNA, 1551 nt
Organism: Lacerta agilis (Sand lizard)
Lineage: Eukaryota; Metazoa; Chordata; Lepidosauria; Squamata; Lacertidae
Gene: NEMP2
Product: nuclear envelope integral membrane protein 2
Cellular component (GO): nuclear envelope
Source: RefSeq, a predicted model, not a curated record